This is a messenger RNA of Racocetra persica, 169 nucleotides long. NCBI's taxonomy places the organism in Eukaryota, Fungi, Glomeromycota, Glomeromycetes, Diversisporales, Gigasporaceae. The record is from the annotation of a GenBank genome assembly.
AUGGAAGAAACUUCUAAUCCCGAAACAAGAAUGGAAGAAGAAACUUACAUUCCCGAAAUCCUAAAUGGAGAAGAAGAGCAAAAUACUGUACAAAACAUAAGAUUAGAAGACAUAAUAACUGUGGACCAAGAAUAUAAUGAAUUAAGUCAGACAUUUCAAAAUAAUAUUA